Messenger RNA from Pterocles gutturalis (yellow-throated sandgrouse), 3658 nucleotides. It is a transcript of the gene ZNF217, whose product is annotated as zinc finger protein 217. Gene Ontology annotation, biological process: regulation of DNA-templated transcription. Lineage: Eukaryota; Metazoa; Chordata; Aves; Pterocliformes; Pteroclidae. The coding region runs from base 1 to 3228 and encodes 1075 amino acids. Gene Ontology annotation, cellular component: nucleus. The record is from RefSeq and is a predicted model, not a curated record. Gene Ontology annotation, molecular function: RNA polymerase II cis-regulatory region sequence-specific DNA binding; DNA-binding transcription factor activity, RNA polymerase II-specific. The transcript is spliced from 5 exons.
AUGCCAACUCAGCCUCUCUUGGCAUACAUGGAUGGACCGGAUGGAAUAGCCAGUACUGUUGGUGCCCAGAUGGAGAAUAAUGAUGCUUCAAUGACAAUAAAAGGAACAAACACAAUUUCUUACAAAAGCUUGCAAGAAAAAUUUCUCAUGCAAGCUGAGGGAUGCAUGCCUCUGGACUGCAUGUUUUGUGAUGAGACUUUUAAACAUCCUGAAGAACUUGGUAAGCAUGUUUUAACUCAGCAUAGGCCCACUCUUUGUGAACCAGCUGUCCUGCGUGUUGAAGCAGAGUAUCUUAGUCCUCUAGAUAAAUGUCAAGUAAGAACAAAUUUGCCUUCACCAAACAAUGAAAAGGACAGUGAAGAACUUAGUUGUAAAGUUUGUGGACAAACAUUUGAUGAGGCUUUUGAUGUUGAGACGCACAUGAAAAAACAUAAAGAUUCUUUCACGUAUUGGUGUAAUGUAUGUGGAAGAAGAUUUAAGGAGCCGUGGUUCCUCAAAAAUCACAUGAGAACGCAUACUGGAAAGCCUGGUUCUAGAAACAAGCACCAACAAGGUUCUGAAGGCCCUGUAACAAUAAAUGAGGUGGUGCAGGAACAUGUAACUGAAAAUGUAACGUCACCUUACAAAAUUUGUAUGGUUUGUGGUUUCCUAUUUCUCAAUAAAGAGACUCUAAUUGAGCACAGUAAAGUGCAUACCAAAGAAUCAGUACCCAGUAGUGAAAGCCCCCAAGAGACUGGUGAACCUAAGACAGAAGAAACUUCUCGAAAAAAGGAUUUUUUCCAAUUCUUGAACUUAAGACCAAACACGGUUCCAGAAAAUGACAAAUCACAAAAACCUGUGAAAUGGAUCGCUGAACUAGAUCCUUUCAACACAUAUCAAGCAUGGCAGCUGGCUACCAAAGGUAAAGUUGCAGUUGGCCAUGGCCAAGUUAAAGAACCAGGGCAAGAAGGAAACACAGACAAUGAUGAUUCAUCUUCUGAUAAGGAAGAACUUGGUGAAAUUUGGAAUGCAAAUAAAGGUAGCCAGACUGAAACUACAGGGAAGUCAAAAGUAAAUAAAACUGGCAGUUAUACAGGGAAUGGUAACUUAUCCCAAGAUAAACUGAAACAUCCCGGUGGUGAAGUGCCUUCUAUGGAGAUGGAUUCUAAAUUGUCCCAGAACAAGGAGAAACCAACACACUGUUCAGAGUGUGGUAAAGCCUUCAGAACAUACCACCAGCUAGUCCUUCAUUCCAGAGUACAUAAGCGAGACAGACGGACUGAUGGAGAGACUUCAGGUGCUUCGAGGACAUGCUGUGGUGAUAUAAUUGCAAGUCUGGAUGAAAAUGGAGCAGGAGAACGAAUAGAAGGAGGCUCUGAAGAUGGAUCUGAAGACGGGCUGCCGGAAACACUUAAUUUAGAUAAAAAUGAAGGUGGUUUGGAAAGAGCAAAAGUUAAAAACCUUGGAGCCUCCAGAGAAUGCAGCUAUUGUGGAAAGUAUUUUCGCUCAAAUUAUUACCUCAAUAUUCAUCUCAGAACUCAUACAGGUGAAAAACCGUACAAAUGUGAAUUCUGUGAGUAUGCAGCAGCACAGAAAACUUCACUGAGGUAUCAUUUAGAGAGGCAUCACAAGGACAAGCAAGCUGAUAGUGCAGCAGACGUGAAAAGUGAGAGCAAAGUUUCAUUACAGAGUCAGGAACCAGUGCUCUUGCUGGCCGCUGAUGGUGCUCAAGAAACCAAAAAUUUGAAGAGGCUUUUUAAUUGUGCCAAAGAUGCUGAGGGCUGCCCACCUACCAAGCAGCAAAAGGAAGCUCUGUCCUUGAACAAUGCAAUAGGCAGCACUGUCCUUUUAAAAAUGAAAAAUAAUUCUAGGGAAUUGAACAAAGGUUCCAUUUGUAACAAUUCAAAUAAAAUACAUGAGAAUGUGUCCACUCCUUACUCGGAAAAACUAAAGGCUGAGAAGGAAACAAAGGAAGCUCAACACCACAUUCCUCAUAAAAGAGAGAGAAAGACUUCUGUAGCAUCAGAUGGAGAUGAUGUCCAGUAUGUUUGUGCUUUAAAGGAUGGAAAAAAUGUGAAUGAUGAUCAAGAGUGCAUUGAAAUCUGCACACUCAAACCUGUGGUGGACUCUCAAGAAAAGCCUUUGAACUUAUCUAUUGGCACUUCACAAGAAUGUUCAGUGGUUUCAACUAGAGGUCUGCUAGCACCCAGCACCUGUCCAUUUUGUACUUACAGAACAUUUUAUCCAGAGGUCCUAAUGAUGCACCAGAGGCUGAUGCACAAAUACAAUCCUGAUACUGUUAACAAAAACUGCAGUAGAGGCAAGGCUCUAGCUAAAGCCAGACGCACUGGAUGCCCUCCAGCUCUGCUUGGUAAAGAUGUGCUUCCUCUGUCUUUUAAUUCUAAAAAAAGUAAGGCUUCCCCAUCUACGCAGCAAAAACCGUUGCAAACGGGGAAAGCUAAACAGUGUCACCCUCCACAGAACAAAGUCCCUGUCUUUUCAGUGACUGAUUCAAGCAGCACAGCCCCAAGUAACCUCAAGUUUCAUAAACAGCAAAAUAAUAUUGGAGCUCAGGCAAAUAACUAUAGACAACCUCAGCAAGAAAUGCACUCCAGUUCCACUAUCUCUCCAGUACUGGACAGAGUAAAAAGGUCUGAAUCUAAAGUAAAAUCUCCAAGUGUCCCAGUGUCUCAGUCUGGUCUAGUAAGCAGCGGUAUGAAUGGGACUCUUGACUCUAACCUAAAUGAAUCUGCCUGGUCCUGUCAUCGAGGAAGAGACUAUCAUUGUAGUAAAUCUGUGAGCAGUGUAAAUCUAGAUUACGGUGAAACAUCAUCUAAACGAAUGAAACCUAACCCGUUAGCUGUUGAACAUAUUGACUCUCCAAUGGCUAAUUACAGAAGAUACGAAAUGCGCAGAUUUCAUGUUGCAAACAGAUAUGCAAAUCUGCUACCUCAGGAAUGUUCUCGCACCAAACCUGCAUCCUCUGUUUUGCCAACCAAACAAGGGCUUCUGAAUUCGGACGAUGUUGAUCCUCCUAAUGCAUUGACUGUUCUCAAACCUUAUGAGCCAUAUAGCUCUGGAUCACUUUACAGUUCUUGUGGAUCUAGCAAUGGCCAAGUAAACACCUCUACAGUAGAAGGAAAGAGAUCGGUGUCAUACCAACACUUAUCUAGCAGUGUGCUACAAAAGCGAAGUUACGAAACUUUCAUUGGUAAUGCACACUAUCGACCAAGUGACAAGAAGAAUUAAUAAUUUACUUCAAGAAACGGUCUAACGACACAAGUGCAUGUUUUAUGGAAUUAUACCUGCAGUUCAUCACUUGAGGAAAAAUGAAUGGUGAAAGCUACUGAACUAAGCUGUGAUUGUACUAUAUAUAGAAACACUACAGUUUUAUAAUACUGGUUCUGUUAACAUUUUGUACCAAAUAGCCAUAAAAAGUAGUCUAAACAAUGGGUUAUGAAGGUGUGUGGAGAAUGUAUAUCUUGACAUUGAUUUUUGAGUAUUUUUCAUUAGAGUUAAUUGACCAAAUAUUAGGUAGGAAUUAUAUUUUUACAUACUUGAGCGCUGCUGAAGAGUUUCUUGUUGAAAAAAUAUAUAAACAUUGCACCUCAGGUAAACUAUAAAUGCUGAAGUUGAAAUAUUGUUGGCUUAAUGCUCCUUUUUCAUAAAGGUGGAAGUU